Mya arenaria is the source of this 1418-nucleotide messenger RNA. RefSeq lists its product as uncharacterized. Lineage: Eukaryota; Metazoa; Mollusca; Bivalvia; Myida; Myidae. Bases 180 to 1085 code for a protein of 301 amino acids. The transcript is spliced from 6 exons. The record is from RefSeq and is a predicted model, not a curated record.
CACAUUCGUACUGCUCUUUAGGAAUUCCGGACAGCGCAUACAAACAUUUUUACAGCAAAAAUAGUAACUGAUUUUGUGGAUAUAUGUGAUUGUAUUGCUUAUAAUGGAAUAUGUGCAUUUCUUUGUAAAAUAGUCAAGUCAAGACACGCAGUACUUAAGAUCCAUAUCUGACACAUCAUAUGAUGAACCAAUCAGACGAAGAAGACAGUGUGAGCGAUCGAGACAGAACGUCAUCGGUAGACCAUGACGUCAUUGAUUCAUCACAAAGAAAUAAUGUAAAAGGUGCCGCGAUGACGUCAUCAUUUUCCGAUAAGAAACCCAAUGGCGGUUUACUUGCGAUGCUUGAAAACGAAGCUUGGGAUCAUACCCAAACUGACGCCAUAUCGAUGACAUCACAAAUGACAUGCGAAUACAUGUACAAUGACGUCAACGCAGUUGAUUAUCACAGCUCGAAUUUUCCUAGCCUGCUUAAUCGUCUUGGGAAAAAAACGUCAAGUCGUAGUUCUUUUCUUCUGAUUCCAUCGGACAAACCGGAAAGGAAGACUCGUCUACCAUUGGAAAAACAGGAUACAAAGACUCGUCUACCAUCGGACGAACAGGAUAGAAAGAAUCGCCUUUCACCGAAUGAACCGGAAAGAAAGACUCGCCUUCCACAGGGAAUUUGGGGAACUCUUGAAAAAUCGAAACCAAAGAAAAAGACCCAAAAGAAAUCUACAAGUUCGGAGAAAGAUUACAAUUCCUUCGGCGAACGCAUGAAACAGAAUAAUUUUUUGCUAUGGGAACGCAUAGAGAACAAGUCACGUGAGCGAAUGAAGCGUUACGACCAAUGGGUGGAGGGCAUGGACGAGCGCAUACGCAAACAGAGGCUCAACAUCAAACGGCGAUCGCAGCAGCUCCUUCAGUCAUUGGAGGACCAGGAAAACCAGAAGCGAGAAGAGAGGAUGUUUGCCUCCCCACACGGCCGGAUGUGGCGCCACCAUCGCUCCAUGCAGCGGCGAGCCUUCAGUCUGGAGCCGAUGAAGCAACCGAAGCUUGACUCUAUAGAUAGGACACCUGAAAGAAAACGUGCACAGGUUAUCUGGUGACCGAAUGGCGGACUUUUUUGGACCACAUUCUUUUAUGUUAUAACGUGCGGACACGCCUGAAAAAUGUUAACAAUUCAGACAUUAAUAAUUAUAUUCAUAAAAUUGUUGCCUUAAUUGUUGCCAUGUACCGUCUUCGCAGUGUCGAUUGAUGCCAGUAGUCGCUGAUAUAGAACAUUCAGAAUAUAAAAGUCAAAUGUUUUACUUCAUUUAUUUGUCAUAAGCUCACAAUUAUGUAUGUUUAUGUUAGUUAUUCAUAUUGAAAAUGUUCUGUUCUCUUGUCUAAACUUUGUUACUUCUUCUUUAAGACAAUAUGUAUUACAAUAGUACAAUACA